AUGGUGACUCCUGUUGGGAAGCAGAAAAUGGAUGUCAAGGAGGAGUGCAUGCCCACCAAUGAACCUCCCAGACCCAAGGUACAACCUCCCUCCCUCUCUCUCUCUCUCUCUCUCUCUCUCUCUCUCUCUCUCUCUCCCUCUCUCUCUCUCUCUCUCUCUCUCUCUCUCUCUCUCUCUCUCUCUCUCUCUCUCUCUCUCUCUCUCUCUCUCUCACUAAUGAACCGAAGGCAUCAGCACAGCAGGCAGAGUUUUGUUUUCUUGCCAUAUUUAAUCAUUUGUUUAACAUUUACAGUUAAUAAUAUUUUCUUGAUUUGUUUUAGUCAUCACCUUUUGAUGUGUUGGCAGCUAUAGCUGCAAAGAUGGUGUUUAGAAUCCUGCACACAUCCACACACCCUGUACUUUCACUACUCUCCACAGCCCAACCCACUAUAAUGCUGACUGCUCACUUCUCCCAAAUGAAGCUCAGCUCAGCAACAGCUUUGCACUUUGGCUCUUUCCAUUCCUGCCUUUUUGUUUUGCCCCCAUAAUUUCUGUGAAAAUCCCUGUUUUUGUUGAUAGUAAUGGUGGGUGUUGAAUUAUUGAAGACAGUCAGAGCUGUGUGAAGACCCCCAGAGCUCCCUGAAGAGAUGAUGUGUCUGUACUAUGUAGUAACAAGACAAGGUCUUAGUCUCCCUGCUCUGGCAGACUGGGGGGAGAGAGAGAGAGAUAGAGGGAGAGAACACGGCAUGGUUAUGCUGACAUAUGCAAUCUGUCACUGAAAUGCUCAAACACAUACCUACCUGUACACAGAGCACUUGUUCCCUGCAUUCUGAGUAGUCAGGACUCUUUCUUUCUUUCUUUCUUUCUUUCUUUCUUUCUUUCUUUCUUUCUUUCUUUCUUUCUUUCUUUCUUUCUUUCUUUCUUUCUUUCUUUCUUUCUUGCUGUGUCUCUCUUUCUCUUUCUGGUUUACUGAGUGUUUUUGAUGCAUGCAGCUGUUCGCAAGAGGCCUUUUAGAACACUGCAACUUUUUGUUCACACACAGUAGGGGUUGGGGUGAAGGGAUGGGUGAGUGAGUGAAAGAACAGAGGAAUAUGAAAAACAGAAUCCAUUCCGCUCUGUCUCCACUGCUAACACUCACCAAGUGCUCUCUCUCUCUCUCUCUCUCUCUCUCUCUCUCUCUCUCUCUCUCUCUCUCUCCGUGUGUGUUACAGGAUGGCUACAGUGUAUCCCAGUGUAUCUCCCAGCCUACCACCCCUGGUGCCAUGCCUGUCCCCUCUCCCCUGUCCCACAGCCCAGCCAGCCUGUCCUCCUACCAUGGGGAUGACAGUGACAGCAUCAGCAGCCCCGUCUGGCCAAAGACUCCCUCCAGCCCUGUAUGUGACACUCUUCCUUACAUUUCAACCAAUAUCUUCUUUUAUUUUAUUUUUUAUUUUUUCAGUAUGAUGACUGAUGUGAGUAGUUGUGUCAGUUUGCAAGGUUGGAGCUAAUUCCAUAUCUCUCUCCAUCUCUUCCGACUCAGAAGCCCAACUCGUCCACCAUGACUAACGAGCGAAUCACAGGUCUGUAUGAUAUGGGUGGGGAGCCGGAGAGGCGUGGCUGGGUGGACCAUUACCUGUCCUUUAUGGAGGAGAGGGGUACACCUGUUCCCCACCUCCCUGCCGUGGGCAAGAAGCCCCUGGACCUCUACAGACUGUACAUGGUGGUCAGGGAGAUAGGGGGGCUGGCCAUGGUGAGAGACAACCACUGAGUUCAUUUCAUUAUGUCUUAUAGGACUGAUAUACACUGCUAAGUGUUUUUCUCAUGUAUUGCAAAAUACUGUUGCGCUAUACACUAUUUAUGUGGUUGAUUAGACUUGUCAAUAUCACUUAUUUGGUAGUAGCUUUGAAGUGGGACAAAGCAACUGGUUAGCAGUUACAAGCCAGGAUACAUACAGCGGACUAACAUGCCAUUGUGUUAAUGCUCUGUCUCCUGUCUCCCUCCUCAUCCCCCCUCUCCUCCCUACCAUCCUCUCCCCUCCAGGUGAACAAGAACAAGAAGUGGCGUGAGCUGUCCACCAGCCUGAGUGUUGGUACCUCCAGUAGCUCAGCCAGCUCUCUGAAGAAGCAGUACAUCCAGUACCUGUUUGCCUAUGAGUGUAAGGUGGAGCGAGGAGAGGACCAGCCGGCCGACAGCAACACUGGGACUGGGGGGGACAACAGGAAGCAGGCCAAGUUGCAGCUGCCCUCUCCUGGUAAGGACCAGUACUUAUAAUGAUGAUGAUGACGGUGGUGAUGGUAGUGGCAGUGGUGGGGGUGAUAAUGAUGUUGUGUAGACUGUAAUUUUGGCAUAUAAUUGGAAGAUUGAGACUUUCCAUGCAAGCAGUGUGUUAGGACUUUUAUGUAUAGUCUUGUGUGCCUUUUCGUGGACUGGUAGUGUGUCUUGGAAGAACCUUUUGAACAAAAUAAAAACAAGCAAUUACUGAGGUUCCCCUGAUAUUAUCACCAGUUACAGUACCUCUAAGCGGAGAUAUGGCUUGAUUUGAUUACAGUAUUAGAAAGGUUAAGACUUGUAAUUUUGUGUUAUGCUACUAUGCUAUUUAUAAGACAAAGUAUUUGUUUUGCAUGUUGUCCCUGACACUUUUUUCUAAGCACAAUUACUGUGCUCAGCUAAGGAGAGAGAGCUGGAGCGUAAAGGUUGCGUCUCUAAUUUAGAGCGCUGAUGAGAAAAGUGACCCUGACUUUUAAAUAGAACACCAGCACCUCACCUGCCUGAGUCACACCAGAUUGCUUUUGCUAAGAGGAGCAUCUGCCUUCAGCACACAAGCACACCCCACCCACGCAGAUGUAGAAGACUUUACACUGCUUGCUUAGUGAGUAUUGCUUCAUUCUGAUUCGGCUCACACUGAGGCUUUUUCUAGCACACGUGACCGCCCUCCCAAAGCAUCUUAACAGUCGCGUCACGCGAAAAGCUAGCUAUACAGUGGCGCAAGUGGGGACACUUCAGGCUGAGGUGUAAGUUUCACACAUCUCCAUGUGCUACACAGACACACCUAAUCUUGCAUAUUUCUGCAUCCCAGCCUCUUAGCCACUUGAUGGAGACAUAACCUUCUGAUAUGAAUAUUUACCUUCAUUUUGAGCCAGGUCAGUGUACAAAAAUAGAAACGUAACAUUAAACAAUUUCUAAGAUUUUACUGAGUUACAGUUCAUAUAAGGAAAUCAGUCAAUUGAUAUAAAUUAAUUAGGCCCUAAUCUAUGGAUUUCACAUGACUGGGAAUACAGAUAUGCAUCUGUUGGUCACAGAUACAAUACAUGACCAAAAGUAUGUGGACACCUGCUCGUCGAACAUCUCAUUCCAAAAUCAUGGGCAUUAAUAUGGAGUUGGUCCCCCCUUUGCUGCUAUAACAGCCUCCACUCUUCUGGGGAAGGCUUUACACUAGAUGUUGGAACAUUGCUGCAGGGACUUGCUUCCAUUCAGCCACAAGAGCAUUAGUGAGGUCGGGCACUGAUGUUGGGUGAUUAGGCCUGGCUCGCAGUCAGCAUUCCAAUUCAUCCCAAAGGUGUACGAUGGGGUUGAGGUCAGGGCCCCAUGCAGGCCAGUCAAGUUCUUCCACACCAAUCUCGACAAACCAUUUCUGUAUGGACCUCGCUUUGUGCACGGGGCAUUGUCAUGCUGAAACAGGAAAGGGCCUUCCCCAAACUGUUGCCACAAAGUUGGAAGCACAGAAUCGUCUAUAAUGUCAUUGUAUGCUGUAGUGUUAAGAUUUCCCUUCACUUGAACUAAGGGGCCUAGCUCGAACCAUGAACAACAGCCAGAGAUCAUUAUUCCUCCUCCACCAAACUUUACAGUUGGCACUAUGCAUUAGGGCAGGUAGCAUUCUCCUGGCAUCUGCCAAACCCAGAUUUGUGCGUCGGACUGCCAGAUGGUGAAGCGUGAUUCAUCACUCCAGAGAACGCGUUUCCACUGCUCCAGAGUCCAAUGGCGGCGAGCUUUACACCACUCCAGCCGACGCUUGGCAUGUGCAUGGUGAUCUUAGGCUUGUGUGUGGCUGCUCAGCCAUGUAAACCCAUUUCAUGAAGCUCCCAACUAACAAUUAUUGUGCUGACGUUGCUUCCAGAGGCAGUUUGGAACUCGGUAAUGGGUGUUGCAACCGAGGACAGGCGAUUUUUACGCGAUUCAGCACUCGGCGGUCCCUUUCCGUGAGCUUGUGUGGGCUGCCACUUCGCAGCUGAGUUGUUGUUGCUCCUAGACGUUUCCACUUCACAAUAACAGCACUUACAGUUGACCUGGGGCAGCUAUAGCAGUUGUUGGAAAGAUGGCAUCCUAUGACGGUGCCACGUUAAAAGUCACUGAGCUCUUCAGUAAGGCCACUUUACUGCCAAUGCUUGUCUAUGGAGAUUGCAUGGCUGUGUGCUUGAUUUUAUACACCUGUCAGCAACGGGUGUGGCUGAAAUAGCUGAAUCCACUAAUGUUAAGGUGUGUCCACAUUAUUUUUAUACAAAAAAGGUAGGGGCGUGGAUCAUAAAAUCAGGCAGUAUCUGGUGUGACCACGAUUUUCCUCAUCCAGCUUGACACAUCUUCUUCGCAUAGAGUUGAUCAGGCUGUUGAUUGUGGCCUGUGGAAUGUUGUCCCACUCCUUUUCAAUGGCUGUGUGAAGUUGCUGGAUAUUGUCGGGAACUGGAACACUCUGUCGUACACGUCAAUCAAGAGCAUCCCAAACAUGCGCAAUGGGUGAAAUGUCUGGUGAGUAUGCAGGCCAUUUUCAGCUUCCAGGAAUUGUGUACAGAUCCUUGCGACAUGGGGCUGUGCAACAUGAAACAUGAGGUGAUGGCGGCGGAUGAAUGGCACGACAAUGGGCCUCAGGAUCUCGUCACGGUAUCUCUAUGCAUUCAAAUUGCCAUCAAUAAAAUGCAAUUGUGUUUGUUGUCCGUAUCUUAUGCCUGCCCCAUACCAUAACUCCACCGGCACCAUGGGGCACUCUGUUCACAACAUUGAUAUCAGCAAACCGCUCGCCCACACAAUGCCAUACACACUGUCUGCCAUCUACCUGGUACAUUUGAAACCGGCAUUCAUCUGAAGGGCACACUUCUCCAGCGUGCCAGUGGCCAUCGAAGGUGAGCAUUUGCCCACUGAAGUCGGUUACGACGCGGAACUGCAGUCAGGUAAAGACCCUGGUGAGGACGACGAGCACGCAGAUGAGCUUCCCUGAGACAGUUUCUGACAGUUUGUGCAGAAAUUCUUGGGUUGUGCAAACCCACAGUUUUAUCAGCUGUCUGGGUGGCUGGUCUCAGACAAUCCCACAGGUGAAGAAGCCGGAUGUGGAGGUCCUGGGCUGGCGUGGUUACACGCGGUGUGCGAUUUAAUGGCCGGUUGGACGUUCUACCAAAUUCUCUAAAACAACGUUGGAGGCGUCUUAUGUUAGAGCAAGGAACAUUAAAUUCUCUGGCAACAGCUCUGGUGGACAUAUCUGUAGUCAGCAUGCCAAUUGCACGCUCCCUGAAAACUUGAGACAUCUGUGACAAAACUACACAUUUUGUGGCCUUUUAUUGUCCCCAGCACAAGGUGCACCUGUGAAAUUAUAAUGCUGUUUAAUGAUCUUCUUGAUAUGCCACACCUGUCAGGUGGAUGGAUUAUCUUGGUGAAGGAGAAAUGCUCACUAACAGAGAUGUACACAAAUUUGUGCAAAACAUUUGUGCGUUUGUAAGAUUUCCAGGAUAUUUGAUUUCCGCUCAUGAACCAAAACUUUACAUGUUGCGUUUAUAUUUUUGUUCAGCAUAAUUAGUGAAAAUAGAACAUACAAUGAAAUCGAAUAAAAUGUUUAUAUCAGUUUUAUAUCACACAAUUUUGAUCUGAAAUAUUUUGGACAUCAGUGCAAUGUUGAGGGAAUCCUAUGUGAGUCAGAAAAGGAUACUCAUAUGAUAGGUAAGAUAUACAAAACAAUGCAGAGAGCCUAUCCAACUGACAAUCUCUUAGAAAAAAAUAUUAACUAUUGGAACCAAGACUUAAAAAUAACUGAUAUUGGCACAAGAUGGAGUAUUGGAACAUAACUAACACAAUUACAGUUAAUUACAGUUAGCUUAAUCCAGUAUAAACUAAUAUACAGAAUGUAUUAUACAACACAAAAUUCACAAAUUCGACAGCACAACUGCAGAGCCAUGUCUUAAGUGUAAAACUAUCAAUGACUCAAUAAUUCAUGCCUUCUGGGAGUGCUAUAAAGUCCAAAAGUGGUGAGAUACCCAAUGGGUUGGACUCUACUUUCUCAACAAUCAUUUUGAAAAAAAAUUUACUUAAAAACUGGAAAUCAAAUGAUCCUCCAUCGUUAAGACAGUGGAUGAAUCAAAUGCAUUAUUAUUAAAAUAUUGAAAGAAUGAGUGCUUCAGAGAGAAACAAAAUAGCACAAUUUGAAGCCAUAUGGGAUAAAGUAUUACAAGCACUAGAAAUAUCCAAAGGAUGAAAAAUUAGAUAAAAAAUAAAAAUAAAUAACAAACAAGAUGGGUAUGGAUACAGUGGGAUACAUGUUGGACUGAGCAAGUAUGAUGUCAUUAAUGUUUGUUGAAAUGUAUGUACGUCUGAAGCUAGGUUUCCAUCCAAUUGAUGACAUAUUUUCAUGCAAAUAUUCUGGAAAAAAAUAUGCAGAAAAAAAACAAUAUCUGCAUUUUCCCACCAGAGAUGUGUUACCUUCAAAUUGACUUGUUGCGGAUAAAAGGCUGUACGAGAUGAAGUAGUGCACACAAAAUGUACUUUUUCGCUUAAGUUUUCGUGUACCGCAUAAAAAUCUAAAGUUCAAUGUGUUUCCGUUUUCAACUCUACGGAUAGUUUUGUCACAAACUGUUGAGUUAAAUAGCAAAUGUGCCUACCAAUAUUUUGGUUAUGGAAAAUAUAUUUAACAGCGGUUUAGAUUGUACGAUGAUUCUCUACACUAUACUUGCUUGUUUUGUCUCAUAAACUAAAAUUAGGCGAAUUAUUAGAAUUUGAGCAACCAGGAAAUGGCGGAGCGAUUUCUGCAUAGUGCAUCUUUAAGUUGUCUAAUGUCUUUGUCUAUGUAUAAAAACCUAAAUAAAAUCGUACAUUAAAAUUUUUUGAAUGCUGUAUUCUGUAUGCUGAAACCUAAUAAAAUACAGGUACAUUUGAGAACCAGAGCAGUCGCUAUUACCUCCACUUAGAUGACAUAGUUAUGAUUGAUUGAAGUGGAGAGAGAAUAGUCUCCAUACUGUGCUAACACAGGAGAGACCUCAUGUUGCCCAACUAUUCCUCUAUCUAUCCACCCAUUCACUCUGCUGCUCCCAGGUGCCUGCCUGUCUGGCUGCUUCACUGACUCACACUAUAUAUAGCUGACAGCUAGGUGAGGAUGUUCCAGAGUACGGAGAGCUGUUGAGCAGCCAAGAUGGGAGGAGGGGAGGGGAUUUCCCCUGAGCAUGAUUAAUGAGGGUGGAGUCAUGGAUAUAAACAACAUUGACCUCCAGUCACACUCACACGAAGCCAGUGAGCCAGCGCUUUCUGUCUUAUGUCAUCCACCUCUACACACCUACAUACUAACCCACAUCUCUCCCUCUAAAUGUAGAGUAGAGGGCAUUUGAGUUCACGCUGUGUAAAUGUCCCCUCCCGCCCUCUCUCCCUCCUAGUGUUGCCUGCCUGUCUUUCUGCCUGCCUCCCAGUGUUGUCUGUCUACCAGCCUAUCUGUCUGCCUGUCUGCCAGCCGGGAAGGGAACGCUCUUAAAACCUUUACCUGCAGUGGGCUAAAUCAGGGUCGCACAGUGUUUCUUGAUAGUCUUAAACAAAUCUACGUUGAAACAAAAGUAUACAUCUCACACACAUGAUUAUGGGCUUUUAAAAAAAGAACACACCUGUACUAUGUCAGUUAUAGAGUUGGAAUGUAUUACAUUUUGAGUUUGCAUCCCAAUAUUACACUUUAUAUACAUCACAGAAGACGGAAAUAUAACAAAAGCAUUUGACAUAGAAACACAGGAUAAUAACAUUUUUAAUUAAUUAUGAAAUUAUGAAAAAUAUGAAUAACAUUCCGCCCAUAAGGCCACUAGGUCAUUCGACUGCAGGAAAGGACUACCCUCCAGUAACCCCUGGUUCAUUGUUUACGUUCUGAGUUGCUCCACGUGUGUGUUUGGCCCAUGUCUAUGGAGGAGAGGGGAUAUUCUGGGAAGAGGAGAAUCCCAAAGACACCCCCCCACCCCCUUCUAUGCCCUCUCUCCCUUUCUCCCUUUCUGUCCCUCAAUCCCUCGCUCCAUCUCUCCCAGCCCCACUGCAAGCGAAGCCCUCGGCUCAACCAUCAGUCUAUCUCCCCCUCCUUUCCUCUCUCUCUCAAUCUCUCUCUCUCUCUCUCACUCUCUCUCUCUAAUCUGAUGUGGAAGCAGGGGGUAUUGUUGAAUAAUUCAGAAGUAGUAUGAAUUUUUAAAGCCAUUCUUUAUUCCUGUUGGAGGCGUGCAGUGCAGAGAAAGGCCAUGGAGGCUGUUUCAGAGGAGCUGCUAAACUAAACGCUCAUUAGGAUUCACAGAACCAGCCUCUCUUAUCUACUAAAACUAGCCAUCAUGUUUUCCUUAAUUCCUACUUGUACGCCUUUCACUACUUUCGCUUUGUAGGGUUUUCAUGUGUAAUGUGGCAUGGCAUUACAUCGUUUCUUGUGUUGUUACAGACCUUCAAUAAUUUCAUAUUCCCAUGCACUGAAAAAUUCAUAGCCAUGGCAUCACAUGAUUUAUGCAUCAUAUGGUAUGAUACUAGCUUCAUAUCAUGUUAGCAACUUAACCCCUAUUUGGAGUGAAGUGCAGUAUGGUUGGGGCACUGGUACAGUAGUCUCUCUCUGAUAUACUGUAGGGAGUGCACAAUACAGUACAGUACAGUAUAACCUGCAUGUGGGUGAGCCGCGCCCCUACAGACACCCCCCUUCUAUGUUAACUACGGCUGUGCCCCCAGGCGUACCCUCCCCAUGAACCCCUCACCGAGUUCACCCUGCCAAAAAUGAAAAACAAUCUUCAAAAACCUGCCAAAUAAAGCUCUCCACAGCAACUGCGGCGAGUUCCGCACCAUUCUCUCCAAUGAGCAAUUCCCACAGAGAGGCCUUCUCUUCCUUCUGUUUCCUUCUCUUCCUUCUCCUCCCCUUCUUCUUCUUCUCCUCCUCUUCGCCCCCUUAGUAGCAGUCCCUGCGUUCCCCCUCUACUCUCGGCAGGCAGGCGCAGGGGCUAGGCUAGUGUUAAUGCCGCCUGUGAUGCGAGUUUGUGGUGGUUAGUGAGAUAGGCCCCAGCGGGCCGGCCCUCUGAUAGGCUAAGAGGAUUUUGGGGAGCUGGCCGCCCUGCCUUGCCUCACUUAUAUCACCCCUGUCAAUGGCUGUGUUGUGGCUGUGGCCUGGCGUGCUGUCAGAGGGCCACCCCGCAUGCUAUAGGUUAACAUGGGGGAAACGCUGAAAACAGGCCAUCUUUCUAUGCCAUCUGAACCAACUUCAUAUAGAGAGGUUUUGGCCUUGGAACUCCCUCAGAACCCCCUCAUUUCCCCUGCCCCGCUCCUCGGCCCUCUCUCUAAAUCUGCCUGGUCUCUAUGAGGAUUAAAGAGGCUUGGCGAGUUGCCAUAUGCUGGCAGUGUGAUAGUGCUACUUACAUCCUCAAUACUGUUUCAAUGCACUCCACAGGAGAUUCCCUAUUCAUUUAUAACCAUCUCUUGCUCUCUUUCUCUGUCCCUCUCUCCCUCUCGCUCUCUCUCUAACAGCUAACUCAGGGUCCCUGCAGGGCCCCCAGACCCCCCAGUCGUCAGGCAGCAGCUCCAUGGCAGAGAUGUCAGGUGAUCUGAAGCCUCCCACCACAGCCACAACCCCCCAGGGCCAGGGCCAGGGCCAGGUCACCCCCAUCCCAGUCAGCAGGUACACCAUGACCCCCUAUCAUUCAGGCAUAUUCACCCUCUGUACCUCAGUUAGUAGCUCGGUACAUAUGUGAAAGUGUCUAGGUCCUCACCUUUUACCCCCUGUACCUCUGUCUCCAGGAACAGUGUGGUAAGUGUGCAGGACCCAUUCUCUGAGGUGAGCGACCCGGCCUUCCAGAAGCGUAACUCUCUCCCCCCGGGGGGCCCUGGGGGACCAUACCAGCAGGGGGUCAACAUGCCCCCUGACAUGAUGAUGAGGAUGCAGUACGAGAAGGACCCCUUCGCUGGCAUGAGGAAGGGUGAGUAGACCAUGGACCCAGGCACUGGCACAGACUUACCACCAUGCAGUACACAGCAAUAAGCUGAUGAGUUGUACAAACAUGGCAGAUGCAGAGUGUUGUCCUGUGACUGGAACAUAAAGGUUUUGCCUUUAUGGCAUUUAUGAGUUCCUCUGAUGUCUUAGAAUGUCUCUUGUCCCAACUUCAUCUUUCUCUUUUUUGUCCUACAUUUCCACCCGUCUUUCCGAGCAACACCAGUUUUUACCUACUCAUUACUUGGUCACUCACCUCUGAGACCAGAGGAUGGUUAGAGUUUAGAAAUUGGCAUCUGAAAAAAGGUUGUGAGUGAAUAACAAAGCUUGAUUAGCAUCACAGCACAUUGCGGGGUCUCCUGAGCGUGCUGAUGAUUAUUAGUAGGAGACUAGUGCCACCUAGUGGAUGAACCAUUACACCAACAACACUAUAUACUGUGUUUCCAGUAUACUCUCCAUUCAAACUGUGUUCUUCUGGUCUCUCUACACAGUGGCAGGAGGGGAGUCCUACAUGCCAGGCCAGAUGCCCAGCGGUGGCAUGCAGGAGAUGUAUGGCAGGCCUCCAUCAGGUAUGGGCCAGCGUUCCCAGUACCCAUACGGACCAGGCUACGACAGGAGGUAAGCAGAGGGGUACUAGACACCUGAACUGAUCAGACAUAGUUUAGAAACUAAUGCUGCCUGGUUUAUGUUUUCAUGCAAACUGACCGCUUGACUGUCUGUCUUUCAGACCAGACCAUGUGAUAGGGAUGGAGGGGAGCAUGGGCCCCCCCGGGAGCCAGAGCAACAUGGGACCUUCCAACAGCGAGGGCAGCGUAUACUCUCCCAACAGAUACCCCUCCCAGCUUAGGUGAGGAACACAUCUUCAAAAUGGAACUGAAGAAAUGAUAUUUCUUACAGAGGGAAGUUCCCUGUCUUUUUAUCAGUUAAUGAUCACUUCCUUCUGUUAUUUCCUAUAGACAUGAUGGUUACGGGCAGCAGUACCCUGGAAUGCCAUAUGGAAUGCACCCAUCAGGGAUGUACCCACAACAACAGGUGAGAGACAUACACACUAAGGAGCUCAUUGAUCAGGCCUCAUGAUGCAGGCACAGCAGAGUAUAGUUGAAUGAUUGGUUUAGUAUUGAAUGUUUUUGGAAUAUAAGAAUCACCUUGAUAUCUUAUGCUUCUCCACAGGGUUACAAGCGCCCCAUGGAGGGCAUGUACGGCCCCCCAGGCAAGAGGCACGAGGGGGAGAUGUACGGCCCCCCAGGCAAGAGGCACGAGGGGGAGAUGUACGGCCCCACAGGCAAGAGGCACGAGGGGGAGAUGUAUGCCAUGCAGUACGGCAGCCAGCAGCCUGACAUGUACAACCAGUACAGCACUGGUUAUUCUGGUCCUGAGAGAAGGCCCAUGCAGGGCCAGUUCCCCUACCCCUCCCCCUAUAGCCGGGAGCGCAUGCAGGUCUCUGGCCAGGGGCAGCACCCCCAGCACCCCAUGGGUCCCCAGAUGAUGGCUGGGGGGCCACCCUCCAACAAUGGAGUGGAAGGACCCCAGGGGCCCAACAUGUGGCCCUCCAGGACAGACAUGGGUUAUCCCUACCCCAACAGACAGGGGGCGCCAUCCCAGGUACCGCCAUACUGUCCUAUGGGGAGAGGAGAUGAUAUGGAGGGCAGACCCAUCCAGGAUGGUCAGUGGCUCGGGCACGGAGGCCAUCGCCAGUCCUCCUACAUGUCAGGUGGUAUGACCCCCAUGUCCUCUCGCCAGCCCCCCUCUGCCUACCAGACCUCCCCCUCCAUGGCCAACCACCUGCCCCGAGCACCCAGCCCUGGCUCCUUCCAGCGUUCCAUGGAGGCACGGAUGUCCCCCAACAAAGCUGUCUUUAUGGGCUCCAUGAAGAUGCCAGGCAAACCGGGCAUGCCCAUGCCAGGGCAGGGUAGUGGGCACCCAGGCCAGGUCCCACCUAACCUGCGGAGAGACCUCAACUACCCUCUAGGAUCUGUAGAGGCCACCAUGCCCCUUCUCAAGCCCCGCCGCAAAAUUACCUCAAAGGACACUGGUAAGAGAUUACCAAGUCCUUCUAUUUACUGUCAUGGUCAAACCAGCACUGUUAUUAUCGUGAUGGUCUUGAUAUCUGUGACAGGUAUUACAACCGUCUCUCCUCUAACCCCUGUCCUCUCCACAGGAACCCCCGAGGCAUGGCGAGUGAUGAUGUCUCUGAAGUCAGGUCUGCUGGGUGAGAGUACCUGGGCCCUGGACACCAUCAACAUCCUGCUGUAUGAUGACAGCACUGUGGCCUCCUUCACCCUCGCACAGGUAACUGGAGACACUCUACACACUUUACUCUUCUCUUACUAUUGUUCUCAACCAUUCCAGGACUGAGUCUUGAUGUCAGUCUGAAAUGAUUUACAUUUAGUAGUGCUUGACAGUUCUCCACCCCAACACAAACCAACACAUCUUUAUCAGAUUACACUGUAAAUAUUAAGGGACGCUAAAGUGCUUUAAUACCAAAGCCCUAAUGUCAUUUGUUAUUUUGUCGUGUCUGCAGUUGCCUGGCUUCCUGGAGCUGAUAGUGGAGUACUUCAGACGCUGUGUGAUGGAGAUCUUUGGCAUCCUGGAGGAGUAUGAGAUAGGGACCAUCGGCCAGAAGACUCUCCUGGGGCCUAAACCCUGUAACCAGGGGGAGGAGCUGACCUCUGAACCUGAGAUAGACUGUGAGGCCAGCCAACCAGAGCCUGAGCCUGAGCAGGAGGUGGAGAGGGGGGAGGUAGAAAAGGGGGAGGACAAACCUUCUGACAUCACAGAGAAAAUGACAGUGGAAGUGAUGUCAUCCCCCAGUGCAACAGAACCAGCCCCUGAGGGAACGAAGGAGGAAUCUGAAGCCGAGGUGAAGGUAAAGAAGGAAGAGUGGGAGAAAGAACAGGAGGGAGAGAAAGAAAAAGGGGAAGAAGAAGGAGAGGGUGAAAAGCCCACAGAGAGUAAGGAAGCCAGAGCUGAAAGUAAGGAAGACUCUCCUAAUCAGUCUGUGUCAGAGCCAGAGCCAAGGCCACAACAGGCCAGCAAGUACGACAAGUUUCCCAUCAAGAUCCUGCACAAAGAGGACCUGAUUGAGGACAUGACAGAGCAGCUGGCUCACGUGACAGAGUUCACCAGCGGACUGCUCCACUGGCAGGCAGGCGGGGGGGAUUCCACGGCCCACAUCCAGACCCACUUUGAGUGCAAGGGGAGAGCAGCCUGACAGGACGGAGGGAGAGAGAGACGAAUGUGCCAUUCUGAAUAAAGAGCAGGAGACUGACUCAAGUACAGAGGAGAAGGGGAAGGGUAUCACCGCCACCAUAGAUGACAUACUGUGUGCCCGGCUCGAGGCUCUGUCAGAGGGCCACCCCACCCACUCUGCCCCCACCUACCCAUUCAGGCUGCACCAGGGCGGGGGCCACAAGCACAUCACCCUGCUGGAGGACGAGCCCCGCUGUCUGAACGAGGCUCCACUCUCCACAGCCUCUCCUUGGCAGGACUCCCUGGCAAAACGCUGCCUCUGUGUGUCCAACAUCCUCCGCAGCCUCUCCUUCAUCCCUGGGAACGACUCAGACAUGUCCCGCCACCCAGGCCUGGUGCUGAUCCUGGGCAGGCUGCUGCUGCUCCACCACCAGCACCCAGAGAGGAAGAGGACGCCCCCUAGCUACCAGAGAGAGGAGGUGCAGGAGUGGGGCCUGGCCUGCAGUAAGGAUGAGUGGUGGUGGGACUGUCUCACUAUACUCAGGGAGGACACCUUGGUCACCCUGGCUAACAUCUCUGGCCAGCUGGACCUUUCCCUCUACCCAGAGACCAUCUGCCUGCCCAUCCUGGACGGCCUGCUCCACUGGAUGGUGUGUCCCUCUGCUGAGGCCCAGGACCCAUUCCCCUUGGUCGCCCCCCAGUCCCCCCUAACCCCCCAGAGACUGGUGCUGGAGUGCCUCUGCAAGCUGAGCAUCCAGGACAACAACGUGGACCUGCUGCUGGCCACGCCACCCUUCAGCCGCCAGGAGAAGCUCUACGCCACCCUGGUGCGCUACGUGGGCCAGCGUAAGAACCAGGUGUACCGCGAGAUGGCUGUGGCCACCCUCUCCAACCUGGCGCAGGGGGACUCCACGGCGGCACGCGCCAUCGCAGUACAGAAAAGCAGCGUGGGUAACCUGAUGGGCUUCCUGGAGGAUGGGGUGAGCAUUGCCCAGUACCAGCAGAACCCCCACAGCCUGCUGUACAUGGCCCACCACCCCCCCAUGGAGCCCCCCAGUGUUAACAUGAUGUGUCGGGCUGCAAAGGCUCUUCUGGCUAUGGCCAAGGUGGAGGAGAACAGGCCAGAGUUUGUCUUGUACGAGGGCAGACUCCUGGACAUCUCCAUCUCCUCUGUGCUCAACCCGGGGGUAGCCAGCAUUGUAUGUGAAGUACUCUUUCAGUUUGUUAAAAAAUUAUGA
Messenger RNA from Coregonus sp. 'balchen', 14550 nucleotides. The record is from the annotation of a GenBank genome assembly. NCBI's taxonomy places the organism in Eukaryota, Metazoa, Chordata, Actinopteri, Salmoniformes, Salmonidae.